AUGUCACAUCUCCAAUACUUUUCCUACCCCGGCUUCGGCGAACAUAUGCGCGAGGCCUUGUCAUACAGCCAAGCUGUCAUAAUUGGUGAUCUAAUCGAGAUCUCCGGACAGGGUGGCUGGGACCCUGAAACACGAGUGGUCCAUGCGGAUUUAUCGACCGAGUUCCGCCAAGCGUUCGCCAAUGUCGAGCUGGCGCUGACACAUGCUGGCGGAAAAGGCUGGAGCCAGGUCUACAAACUUCGCAUCUACGUCCUUGAUAACACGCCCGAAAUCUUCGAGUUGCUGGUGCAGAAUCUUAAAGAGUGGAUGCCGGACCACAAACCUCUUUUGACGUGUGUUGUGGUCAAGGACCUGGGUUUGGAGGGAAUGAGGAUUGAGGUUGAAGCGUGUGCGCAUCUUGCCGAUUGA
Messenger RNA from Aspergillus calidoustus, 408 nucleotides. NCBI's taxonomy places the organism in Eukaryota, Fungi, Ascomycota, Eurotiomycetes, Eurotiales, Aspergillaceae. The record is from the annotation of a GenBank genome assembly.